AUGUCAAUUAUAGUUUCUCUUAAAAAGAAAAGGCAAAAGAGAAAGGAAAUCUCAAAUUCUGAAGAAUCCAAAAAGAAAUACAAAUGCAAUCAGCAUGAUGCAUCAUGUUUUAUUGGCGAUGAAAGACAUAUAAAACUUACAGCUAUGCACUUGCAAUGCUGGGCAAAAGAAAUUAUUCGAAGUACUACAGAUGAUACUCAAACACUGAAUUUGCCGAUUUUCUCACAAUCUAGCAGUACGAAAGGAAAUUUCAAGCCACCCACACCUACAGAAACACUUUUAAGCUCUAAUAUGACACCAAUUUUUUUUACUAUGACACCUCAAAUGAUUUCACUUGCACAAAAUUCAAAUAUGGUUAAUACUUCUAAUACACCAUUGUCUUCUCCAAAGCUAGCAGUUCCUUCCCUUAACGAAUUCUUUACUAAAUUGGGUGCGAAUGGUGAUACAUAA
This is a messenger RNA of Rhizophagus irregularis DAOM 181602=DAOM 197198, 450 nucleotides long. NCBI's taxonomy places the organism in Eukaryota, Fungi, Glomeromycota, Glomeromycetes, Glomerales, Glomeraceae. The record is from RefSeq and is a predicted model, not a curated record.